This is a messenger RNA of Cooperia oncophora, 564 nucleotides long. NCBI's taxonomy places the organism in Eukaryota, Metazoa, Nematoda, Chromadorea, Rhabditida, Trichostrongylidae. The record is from the annotation of a GenBank genome assembly.
AUGCCUUCGCAUUACCAUAGUCGUGGAUAUCGCCAUAGCACGAAGAGAAGCCAUCACUCGUCACGCCGAUCAAGCCAUCAUUGCUCGUCACACCGAUCGAGCCAUCAGUCGUCACGCCGAAGGAGCCAUCAGUCGUCAUCACGCCCGAAAUGCAGUCGCUCGGCUCGUGCAAAAAGCCGGAGAAGUGAGGGAAGAAAGUUCCAACGAAAGGUCAAAGAAGUCCAUUUCAUGUGCGUUAAUGCAGACGAGAAGGGGAAGGCUCUUGCAACAAUCGCUUGUAAGCGUGUGGUUUUUUCGCCGACGCUCAAGAAAGCAGCUAAACCAAGUAGUUCUCUGAAAAAGGUAUCAGCUCGAAAAUCCUCGCAACGUGAAACUAAAGAGGCGAAGGAUGCCACGAAAACGGAGGAGAGCCCCGUAGAGUUGCCCGAAACACUUGCAAACCUCACUUCCAGCAAAGAGGUUAAGAAAGAAACUGUGGAGCCUACGGCAAAAAGACUGAAACGAGAUAGUCGUGGACGGUUACGUGAUGCACGUGGACGAUUCGUACGUGAGGUGAAGCCCUAA